GCCGCCGCUGACCUCAGCCUUCAACCUGAAACCCCUGACCAGCCUCCGAUUCUCUAGGUCCUCCCCCGGUCCCAAAACUCUCCCCAAGCAGUUGCCUCGAGACCUGCCAGACGAACCUUGGAUUAGAUUUCACAUUUGUUCGCAUUCACUGUAAAUAAAUCACAUCAUUGCAUUUCCUGUCUUUGGAGUGUUCUCUGCAUGUGGGUUAGGAAACUCGACACCACCAUGACAGCUGCAGUGAAACUGUCCAAAGAAGUACUACAAAGCUGGACUGGGCCAGUGUGGUGUAUAAGUCAUCUGAUUGCACUAAAUCCACAUUCCAUAUCUACUCCAGUGAGGCUAGUGUGGAACAUCAUCCAGAAGUACAGAGGUCUGAGUUUGAAUGACAUGUUGAUUAAAGGUCCUGAUGUCUUAAAUCCGAUCAGAGCUGUCCUUCUGAGGUUCCGAGCUGGUGUCUUUGCUGUCCUUGGUGACAUCCAAAAAAUGUACAACUCUGUGUGGUUAGAAGAGARAGAGGUUCAUCUGCACAGGUUUCUGUGGCGUGACGGUGAGGAUGCUGAAAUAGAAGAAUUUGCCAUAACAAGGGUCAAUAUYGGAGAUAAACCUGCUGGCUGUAUAGCACAAGUUGCCAUGCGGGAGACUGCCAGCUUACCCUCAUUCACACAAUUCAAAGAGGAGAAACGUGUGCUGGAAGAAGACGUCUACGUCGAUGACAUCUUGACAUCUCACAACAACCUUGACCACCUGAAACUCCUCACAUCCAACAUCGAGCAGAUCCUUAAAGCUGGAGGAUUUUUCAUGAAGCCCUGGGUCUACUCUAGUCAAGGUGGGAGGGARGAGUCAAGAGAAGUUAACAUGGAGUUAAAGACCAUGAUCUUGCCUAACCAGCUCACUAAAAACGAUAACAAAGCCCUCGGUCUGGGUUACUCUGUUGAAGAUGACAAGCUGCAUGUCAUGGUUGCAGUGAACUUUUCCAAGAGGAAGAAGAAAAUGCGCCUUGGUCAGGACCUGCUAAGAGAAGAAGUAAAAGGACAAACCCCAAAUCCUCUUACCAGAAGAGAACUGUUAAGUCAAGUCUCUGCUCUCUAUGAACCACUUGGUCUUGUGACUCCUGCAAAGCAGAAGGGAGCYAUUCUGGUUCGAAGGGCUUUUCAAGAAGCAAAGCUAAUGUAUUGCACAAAAGACACCUGGGAUGCAGCUCUGUCCAAAGAACUCCGAGAGGAUGCCAUAAAGCUGCUAGAAGAAUAUGCUGACCUGAGCCAACUCAGAUUCAUCAGAUCCCUGACACCACCAGACCCAUAUGCAGGUCCAAUUGGCAUCACAUUUUCUGAUGGCAGUGAGCAUGCAUAUGGUGCUGUGUUGUACCUACGUUGGGAAUGCACUGAUGGUGUAAGUGUGAGGUUGGUUGAGUCUAAGGCCAAGCUGACUCCUCUCAACCGCAAUGGUGACCCCGUGAAAGCGGAGAUAUGUGGAGCAGUCUUUGCAGCCCGGCUAAAGACCCAUUUCCAGAAACAUUGCCGAAUCAAAGUUGAGAAGUGGCUCCAUCUCGUUGACAGCCAAACUGUCUUGGGCGCAAUACAGCGAGAGAGUUAUGGAUAUCAGACCUUCUUCGCCAACCGGGUUGGAGAGAUCCAGAGCAGCACUAAUGUCCAAGACUGGUGGUGUAUUCCAGGAUCAGCAAAUAUUGCAGAUAUUAUCACYAGAGGGGCAAGUCCUGCUUGCUUAACCGAAGACUCAGAGUGGCAGUUGGGUCCAAGUUUCCUUCAACUUCCUGAACGUGAGUGGCCAAAGAAAUCUGCAAAUGAUGUUGCUGUGCAAGCAAGAGACAAUGUUAUAAAAAUACAGAAGAAAACAUUUGUUGCUGUACUUACCCGAAGUCAACUGAAAGAACAAAAUCCAAUUAGAGUCCAGAAGAUCAUCUCUAGGAGGUUGCCUACAGCUGCAGUAGUCCAGCAACUAGUGGACGUGAGGCACUUCAGCAGUUUGAGAAAACUGAUAUGAGUAGUUGCAUGGAUUUGGAGAGCAGCAAAAAAGUUCCUGCAUGUCAAGGUCACAGAUAAAGAAAAGUGGGAGGUGGUCCCUUUAUCUGGUGUCAUUACAGUUGGCGAAAGAGAAGAUGUGUUCAGAGACCUAUGCCUGGCAGCACAAGAAGGUGUACAAUUUCCAACUACAACGACUGAUAGACUGGUUGUCUACAAAGAUGGAACAAGUGGGCUCUUGAUGUGUGGCGGCAGAGUUCAGACUUUUAAGGAGGACCACAGAGCCGUUCCUCUGUUGCCCUUCCAAUCUUGGRUCUCCACCCUUCUAGSCCGAGCAGCWCACAGUGAAGGACAUGAUGGAGUGGCAGGAACUUUGCUGCGUAUGYGGAAGAAAGCAUGGGUCAUCAGAGGAYGAGUCAUUGYCAGAAAAGUUGUUGAYGAGUGUGYAGUGUGCAAAAAGGUGAGAGMRAAAACCYGUCAGCAAAUAAUGGGGGAUCUGCCUGAAGAAAGGUCUAGUCCAAGUGCACCAUUUCAGUUCAUAUCUGUUGAUUUGUUUGGYCCUUACCAAGUGAAAGAUGACGUCAAGAAAAGAGUGAGCAUGAARGUUUGGGGUGUGUUGUUCUGCUGUAUGUCAAGUAGAGCCAUUCAUGUUGAAYUGGCAAACACAYUAUCUACAGAGAGCUUCAUACUUGCCUACCARAGGUUUACRUCCAUCAGAGGUCAUCCCCAGAAGGUGUGGUCUGACCCAGGUACGAACUUUAUUUGGGCAAAACCCAAUCUGCAAGAAAUGUAUACUUACCUGAGACAGCAAGACAAAUUCUCACUUGAAGAGUAUGCUGCAAAAAAUGGGACUCACUCAAAAAAUGUGAUCUUCCCAGGUAAAAUCUUGCAAGAUCGAGUGGGAGGUGUUGCGCAGAUCUGCWCAUUAGUUCAGAUGUGGGUGCAUGAAUAGACAUUUGUGUGUGCACGCACACACACACAUCAGUGUGCCACUCUGCAGCACUUCUCAGCAGGUGAAAGAAAUCUGACCCAAUCAGCAGCACCCUCAACUCAGGUAAUAUAAGGAAUUCACMAACCACUUUACUGGUUUUGCAACAGAGCUGAGGAAGGCAAACACAGCCUCCAAAGCAGCAUUUCAUGGGAAAGGACUUAUAAGGACUACCGGUAAGCCACUAUCUGGGCUCAAUUGAAUGUAAUUUGACUGUAGUUUCACAUUUGA
This is a messenger RNA of Poecilia reticulata (guppy), 3198 nucleotides long. The record is from RefSeq and is a predicted model, not a curated record. NCBI's taxonomy places the organism in Eukaryota, Metazoa, Chordata, Actinopteri, Cyprinodontiformes, Poeciliidae.